Metarhizium album ARSEF 1941 is the source of this 774-nucleotide messenger RNA. Its product is annotated as Thymidylate kinase. The coding region runs from base 1 to 774 and encodes 257 amino acids. Lineage: Eukaryota; Fungi; Ascomycota; Sordariomycetes; Hypocreales; Clavicipitaceae. The record is from RefSeq and is a predicted model, not a curated record. Gene Ontology annotation, molecular function: ATP binding; dTMP kinase activity. The transcript is spliced from 3 exons. Gene Ontology annotation, biological process: dTTP biosynthetic process; dUDP biosynthetic process; dTDP biosynthetic process. Gene Ontology annotation, cellular component: cytosol; nucleus; cytoplasm.
AUGGCCUCUAUAAACGACCUCGCCGCCGCGGCCACGGCCUCGAACACGCCGGCAAGCGGGAAACGAGGCGCCUUCAUCGUCCUGGAGGGCCUGGACCGCAGCGGCAAGACGACGCAGGUGAAGCUUCUGGAGCAGCGCUUCGUCGAGCAGGGGAGCAGGGUCAGGGCUGUGAGGUUUCCCGACAGGACCACGCCGAUUGGACAGAUGAUUGAUGCGUAUUUGAAGAGCGAUGUGCAGAUGGAGGACCAUGCCAUUCACUUGCUGUUUAGUGCGAAUCGCUGGGAGGCAGCGGACAAGAUCAAGGGCCUCCUCGCGGCCGGCACGACCGUCAUUUCAGACCGCUUCUACCACUCCGGCAUCGUCUACUCGGCUGCCAAGCUGAACCCUUCGCUGCCGCUGUCGUGGGCGCGCGCGGCGGAGCGCGGCCUGCCCCGUCCGGAUCUGGUUCUGUUCUUGGACCUGGACGAGGAGACGGCCGAGUCGCGCGGAGGCUGGGGCGGAGAGCUCUACGAAAAGGCGGAGAUGCAGCGACGGGUAAGGGAGCUGUUUUGGAGCCUCAGCAUGGGCGGCAAGGACGUCCAGGGACAAGAGAUGCUGGCUGGCCUGGGGGGGUUGGAGGGCGCGCAAUGGCGGCAGGAGGAGGAAGACCUGGUGGUUGUCGAUGCGGCCGGCAGCGUGGAGGAGGUGGCGGACCGAAUUUGGGGCAGGGUGACGGCCAGAGUUGCGCAGGUCGAGAGGGGCGAGGUGGGCAGGACGGUGAGGAUUGUGCAGUAG